GCUUAACCGUCGCCGGAAUCCCGAAAUUGUCCAGAACAAUCUAUAGAUAUAUGUGUGUAAGUGUGUGUGAUUAGACCAAAGUAUUACAGAUUUUUAAAAUUCAUUUCGUUAUAUGUUAUUCAGAGUGAAAACUUCAAAACUAGUCAAAUCUGAUUUAUUUCAUUCUUAUUAAAUGACUCUUUAAUUCUUUACACUCUUUUUUGGUCAAAUCUUUUUCUAAUUUUCUAUAUAUAAAAGGAUUAAUUACUUUCAAAGGGGUUACCCAAACAAGACAGAUAUAUUAGAUAUUAAGGAAAGAUAAUCUUUAAAACAUUAUAAGUUCAUGAACAAAAUAUCAGAAUCAGUAAAUCACUAACCAAGAUUCCAACGUCGUAAUAAGCGUUUCGUUUUUAAAGUUACACUAAUUCUACAAAAGAUAAUAGAUAGUUCUUUUUGGAAAAAAACAGUGACAAUGGCAUGUUUCAGAUUCUUCUCUGCAGUCACAACUUUGGUUUUGCUUCAUCUCUCAUCAAUCGCUUUUGCUUCUUCCCAUGGCUCAAAACAGCUCGGCUACCAAUGCUCAUCCGACGAAGAGUGCAGCGUUGGACUUGGUUGUUUUAAAUGCGGCAUCGAUGCUGCAAGAUGCGUAAGAUCAAACAUCACAGAUCAAUUCUCCCUUGUGAACAAUUCCAUGCCGUUUAACAAAUAUGCAUUUUUGACGACCCACAAUUCAUAUGCCAUCGAAGGAAAACCGCUUCAUGUGGCGACCCAAGAAGAUAGUAUAACCGAACAACUCAAUAGUGGUGUUCGAGCAUUGAUGUUGGAUACGUACGACUACGAAGGAGACGUAUGGUUGUGCCAUUCGUUUAACGAGCAAUGCUUUGAAUUCACUAAGUUUAAUCGGGCAAUAGACACGCUCGCGGAGGUAUUCGCCUUCUUGACAGCAAAUCCAUCAGAGAUCGUGACAAUAUUUCUCGAGGAUUACGUCAAAUCGCCAAACGCCUUAACCAAAGUUUUUACCGACUCUGGUUUGAAGAAAUUCUGGUUUCCGGUUGAAGACAUGCCUAAGGGUGGCCAAGAUUGGCCAUUGGUUAAGGAUAUGGUUGCAAAUAACCACCGGCUAGUCGUCUUCACUUCAGAUAAAUCCAAGCAAGAAACCGAAGGAAUAGCUUACCAGUGGAACUACGUACUUGAAAACCAAUAUGGGGACGAUGGAGUUAAGCCUUCGGAAUGUAGCAAUAGGGGAGAAUCUGCACAGCUAACCGAUAAAACCAAAGCUUUGGUUUUGGUAAAUCAUUUCAGCACAGUUCCGGUUAAGCUCUUGAGUUGUGAGGAGAACUCUCAACAUCUUAUCGAUACGAUUAAGACAUGUUACGUAGCCGCUGGGGACCGAUGGGCGAAUUUUGUCGCUGUCGAUUUUUACAAGAGGAGUAAUGGAGGAGGAACAUUUCAAGCAGUGGAUAAACUAAAUGGAGGGCUUCUAUGUGGACGUGACGAUGUUCAUGAUUGCCAUCAUUAAUUAACAAGCAUGGCCUUUUACAAAAAUGUUAUGAAUCUUAAAGCUUUCUCAUUGGUCUUUUUUUUUCUAUGGAUUUUUAUUCAUAUCAUAUCUUGUAGAAUGCUUGUACUCGAUCAUUUAGUCCAUUGUUAAGUUACAAAAAAAAACAUUUAGUCCAUUGUUAUAAGAGAAAUUGCACCCAAUAACUCAACAAAAAACAAAAAUUAAUAAACUAACCAAAAUCAUCUUUUCUUUAUUCUUUUCUAUUCCUAUCUCUCUCUAGCCUCUCUCUAAAAAACUAAUUUUGAUUUUUGUUUUGGUUAUUUCACAAAUAACCCCUUGUUAUAAUUUAUGCAGUUAUGAAUAUGAGCAUCUAUGACCCGCUGUAAAAUGAAGUAGAUUAUGCAGUUGUGAACAAAAAAAAAGACAUGAGACCAUCUCUAUCCCUACUCUAUAAUUUACUUUAUAAAUAUAGUAAUUUUUUAUUUUUUGUCCAUACUCUAUUUUUUAAGUAAAUUAUGGAGUGGAAAUGAAGAUGCCCUCACUACAUAUAUAGAGUAAUGUAUUUUUUGUUCCUUCACAACUGCAUAAUUCACUCCAUUUUACAGUAAAUUUUGCAAUGAGGUUGAAGAUGGUCUGAAAUAUCCAUACAAUAUUUUCUCACUAUUUUCAUCUGACAAAAAAACUCCAAUCAUUUCCUUAAUUAUCAUUAGUUCUAUUACUAUCUUACUGCAAAUUGUUUGUAAAACAUUCACAAAAUUUCAUCUUAGCUUCUGUUUCAAGAAAAUAUGUUAAAUUGUUAAUUUUGUGUUGUCAACCUGUUAAUUUGUUAAUGAAGAAAAUCACUAAGAAAAAUAGAAAA
Brassica rapa (field mustard) is the source of this 2339-nucleotide messenger RNA. RefSeq names its product PI-PLC X domain-containing protein At5g67130. Lineage: Eukaryota; Viridiplantae; Streptophyta; Magnoliopsida; Brassicales; Brassicaceae. Gene Ontology annotation, biological process: lipid metabolic process. Gene Ontology annotation, molecular function: phosphoric diester hydrolase activity. The record is from RefSeq and is a predicted model, not a curated record.